Rotaria socialis is the source of this 1188-nucleotide messenger RNA. The record is from the annotation of a GenBank genome assembly. Lineage: Eukaryota; Metazoa; Rotifera; Eurotatoria; Philodinida; Philodinidae.
AUGCCACUUUCAGACGAACAAAAACAAAUUCUUAAAACAACAUCACCAAUUUUCAAGGAAAAUGGAAAAGAAAUCACAUCAAUUAUCUAUAAACAUAUGUUCGCAGCACAUCCUGAAUUAUUGAAUAUAUUCAAUCGGACAAAUCAAAAAAAUGGUACACAACCAUUCGCAUUGGCAAAUACAGUGUAUCUUGCUAUUGAGAACAUCGAUCAUUUAGAUACACUCUUGCCGCAGAUUUUACUUAUCUCUCAUAAACAUCGGGCGUCUACAGUUCAACCAGAACACUAUCCUAUAGUUGGCAAAUAUCUUAUUAUUGCAAUCGACGAAUUCUUAGGUGGCAUGGGUGAUCCUAGUAUUUUGAGUGCAUGGUCAGCUGCCUACAAUAUAAUUGCGUCUAUUUUCAUCAAUAUAGAAAAGAAAAUGUACAGUGAGCUCGGCGAUAAAACUGAACAGGGCUUUAUUCCAUUUAGUAUAAUCAAGAAAGAAACAAUUGCCAUUGGACCAACUGUUUCUUUUACAUUGGAACGUCGCGAUGGUGGGAAAAUCCAUGAUUAUCAUGCAGGGCAAUAUAUUACACUUCGUAUCAAAAAAGAUGGCCUUUAUCACAUUCGCCACUAUAGUCUGAUUGAACCAUUCGAUGGCAAAACAUAUAGUAUUGCUGUUAAACAAGAAAAAGAUCAUGAACCCAAAGGAAUUGUUUCUACUGAACUUAUUGAAAAAUAUAAAGAAGGUGAUCUUGUAACAUUAAGUUUACCAGCUGGCACUUAUGCUUUAAUAAAAGAUGCAAAACAUCAUUUAUUUAUUGCUGGUGGCAUUGGUAUCAGCGUUUUCUCAGCAAUGAUACUAGAAUUACAUAAACAAGGUAAAUCAGAUAUUACAACAUUGAUUCAUUGUGUACCUACAGAAGAGCAAGCUGCUUUUACCGAUGAGAUGCGUAUAGUUUUGCCUAAAAAGCAAUAUCAUUUAUUACUUCAAGGUAAGCGUCUUUUACAAGAAACCAUAGCGAAAACUAUAAUGGCUAAGACACAAGUUUAUCUAUGCGGCUCGCCUACGUUUAUGAAUAAGGUGGAAGAAUAUUUGGCUCAAUGUGGACAUCCACCUUCUCAAAUUCAUAUAGAAGCUUUUCAACCAUCACUCAGCUUGCUAAAAGACGUUGUCAAAAACCAAUCGUGCACAAAAACAUUAUAA